Aspergillus pseudoviridinutans is the source of this 1623-nucleotide messenger RNA. RefSeq names its product fungal specific transcription factor domain-containing protein. Gene Ontology annotation, molecular function: zinc ion binding; DNA-binding transcription factor activity, RNA polymerase II-specific. Lineage: Eukaryota; Fungi; Ascomycota; Eurotiomycetes; Eurotiales; Aspergillaceae. The record is from RefSeq and is a predicted model, not a curated record. The transcript has 5 exons. Bases 1 to 1623 code for a protein of 540 amino acids. Gene Ontology annotation, biological process: regulation of DNA-templated transcription.
AUGACUGACCAGACACAGUGUGACAGUGGACGGCCUUGUGCACGCUGUUUCGAAAAUGGAAUGGAAUGCAUUGUUGACGAAAGCAAUGAUCUACGACGAAAAGGGGCUCUGAAGCGCAAGGCAGCAAUGAUGGAACAAGACCAAGAGCUUCUAAUCCAGCUCGUGAGCGCUCUUCGCGGUAGCAAUGAACGCCAUGUCUCUCACCUUGUGAAUAUGAUUCGGAGUCAUGCUUCACUACAAGAAAUUCGCGAGUAUAUAACGGACCAUCUGGAACUGGGUACAAUCGAAGACACGCCCGAGGUAAAGGAGUUCCGGCGUCAAAUUCGUCUUCUUCUUGACUUGGAAGGGCCAGCGUUGGAGUCACGGAAUACACAGCGGGUCGCUCACUCUCGUUCUUUCAACGUUCCCGCGAAGCCAUGGACGGCGAUCCAGUGCAGCACCGCAUUUGUUUCAGAGCUCGUGUCGCUGUGGUUUACUUGGAAUCAUUCCAUGUUUCCGUGUAUCGACCGCAGCCUAUUUCUACGAGACAUGCGGGCAGGAAAUGUGCAAGCACAGAGGCUCUACGAGGAGGAGCGACUCACCUUGACCACUAUUCAAGGAUUAGCCGUUCUAUGGAGAUGCACGUGUACGUUCGGUGACAACCAUUUAGCUCGAGUGUAUGAGAAUCGAAUAGUGGACGCGUUACACAACUUCUCCUCUUCUAACCCAUCUGCUUCGCCAAAGCCCGGGAGAAAUGAACAAGAGUAUGACAAUGUUUGUAACAUAGCAAUUUGGGGGGUGUACAAUAUUCUAUUGGCAAAUCUGAUCCCAUACCAACGCCGACCACUGAUUGGGAUUCCGCAACGUGCGCGGCCGCUCAUGCUCCACGUUGAAGGUCUCGCGGGCGAGCAUUGGGCUCCAUAUCCGAAUUCCCAGCCAGCUACUACGAGCCAUGAAUCAUGCUUGAGCAAUUGCCUCUGUGACUUGACUCUCAUUGUCAAUGACAUAUGCCGAUUGCUCUGCCGAGAUCGGAAAGACCUCUCACCCGACGCUGUAAAUCAAAGUGUUGAAGCCUCGUUCAAGCGCCUUGAAGCUUGGAAGGCCCAUGUACCGUCCUGCAUGCGACCGGGUGAUACCGAGAGGCCUUCCCCGCAGGUCCUCGGCACCCACAUAUACUACCACGCAAUCAUCAUCACACUGUACGGCUUUUUGCAAAAAUCCACGGGAAGUGUACGAACGAGCAAUACUAGUGCCCCCUCAAAUGCAAGAGCCCGAGCCAUACGCCUUGAAGCGGCGGGUGAAGUAGCUCGGCUAGUUGAACUUCGUCGACGACUAUGGGGUUUGGACCGUAUUUCUGCGCCCCUCAGCCAGUGGAUAACGAUCUCGCUGCUCACUCUGCUGGAGGACCUGUCUACACCAGAGAGCAAAGAGGCGUUUGUCAGCCUUUGUGUUGCGCUGCGUGUAUCAGCUCGGCGAUGGGAGCACUCCAAGGGUCUCCUCCGGCUCACGCAGCAUCUCGCAUCUCAGUCAUGUUUGACUUUACCCCCGGAAACCAUCCCACUAUAUAGGGACUUUCAGGAUUUGAAAUGGGGCCCAGAAGAUGAUGAGAAAUUCGGUGCACUGGCUCAAAGCUUUUGGGUGUAA